Neofelis nebulosa (Clouded leopard) is the source of this 6596-nucleotide messenger RNA. RefSeq names its product solute carrier family 35 member E2B (gene SLC35E2B). NCBI's taxonomy places the organism in Eukaryota, Metazoa, Chordata, Mammalia, Carnivora, Felidae. Bases 1440 to 2657 code for a protein of 405 amino acids. Gene Ontology annotation, cellular component: Golgi apparatus. The record is from RefSeq and is a predicted model, not a curated record. Gene Ontology annotation, molecular function: antiporter activity. The transcript is spliced from 11 exons.
CGAGGCACACUCACCCCUCCACACUUGGGCCGCGGUGGUACGGUCCGACCAGAACAAUGGCGGGGGGGAAACGACGACGCCUAACAUACCCCGCUACCAAGGCCGCGGUGGUACAGUCCAGACUAAGGCAGUGGGCGGGGAACGCUGACGCCCAACACAACCGUCCCCUCCCCCCAACCUGAGCCGCAGUCCUACGGUCCGAACCGGAACAAAGGGCGGGGAACGCUGACGCUCGAUACACCUCCCCCAACCUGGGCCGCGGUGGUACGGUCCGGACUAGGACAGUGGGCGGGAGAUGCCGUCCCCAGUCACACCCCCUCCCGCCUGGGCCCCCCUCCGCCUGGGCCGCGAUGGUAGGGUCCGGACUAAAACAAUGGUCGAAGGUCCCCGUCGCCAAGCAGCGCGACUGCGUUUCCAGUUCCGACUCGGCGGCCGGGAAGCCCUGGGGCGCGGGACCUCGAGGAGCGCGGGUCGCGCCGCCACAGGGGCCGCUGUCGGCUCUGGGAGCGUCGCUUCCGGCGCGUCGCUUCCGGCCGGUUGCGGGCACCUCCGUCUGAGGCGCGGCCCGCCCCCGGCCCGGCGGCCGCGUAGAGCGGGGCGGAGGGACAAUGGCCGCCCCACGGUGAGGCGCUGCCCGCCCGGCCUCCGCUCCACACGGGACGGAGGGCUCUGCGCGGGCCUUCCUUCCGCGAUGCGGCCUCUCCUACACCCCAGCCUCACGCCGAGCCCUCGGGCCGUGGGAGCCCACCCUCCGCGGCCACCAGGCCCCGUGCCGGGCGCGCCCCGGCCAGCAGCAGGCGGCCCCGGUCGUUUCCCCGGAGGCCGCCCUCUCCGACGCGCGGUCCGCGGCCCACUUUAAACGCCGCGCGGCCUUAAGGCCCCGAUGUGAGGCGGGGUCGCCCGGUGUCGAGAAGGCGCCGCGCCCCCCACCCGCCCUGCCCGGAGACCUCGCCCCCUCGGCGCUCCCCGAAGUCGGGCGGCCCACGUAGUGGGGUGGGCGCCCUGUCCACGGCUGCGAGCGGCCUGCGCGGUCGCCGAUGCUCGGCGCUCUCCCACCCCCGGCUGUGCACGGAGACCCCGCGCUGGCUGUCUUCCCGCGGCCCCGCUGCGACCGGACAAGAACUGCUUCUCUCUGAAAGCUCCUCGAGUCGCGUGGUUUAAGAAAGAAGAACAGGCCGUGGAAACACGAACUGGAGUCCAGGAAGGCAUCUGUGACCCCACCAGGACUUGGAAACUUGUAGACUUGCAGAAGAAAAAACUUUACCUGUGUACCCAUCUCCUAGCCCCUCCCGCUGACGUCUUACAUGAGCUUAGUUCGAUUUACUUGAGCCUGCGUCCCCUGGCGAGGGGCGAGUGACGGCCACCACUCCCCGGGUGGUGCAGGCCUUCACCCGGGAGCCAGCCCGACCCAUGCUGCCCACGGUCCGGAGGAGACAAGCAUGUCAGCCUCAGCGAAACCCUCGGCGCCGGCAGAGCUGGCCCCUGGCCCCGAGGACCAGCCCAAGGGGAAGCCGCUCCUCGGCUGGGGCUCUCUCUUCAGCCCCCGCAGCGAGAAGAUUGUUUUCAGCAGGAGCGAGGGCGCCCCCGAGGAGAACGUGCUCACCAUCACCAUCACGGAGACCACGGUCAUCGAGUCGGACCUGGGCGUGUGGAGCUCCCGGGCUCUGCUCUACCUGACGCUGUGGUUCUUCUUCAGCUUCUGCACCCUCUUUCUCAACAAGUACAUCCUGUCCCUGCUGGAAGGGGAGCCCAGCAUGCUAGGUGCUGUGCAAAUGUUGUCAACUACGUUUAUUGGAUGCAUUAAAAUAUUUGUUCCUUGCUGUUUAUAUCAACACAAAACCCGGCUUUCUUAUCCCCCCAAUUUCAUCAUGAUCAUGCUGUUUGUGGGUCUGAUGAGGUUUGCGACGGUGGUUUUGGGUCUGGUCAGCCUGAAAAACGUGGCGGUUUCGUUUGCUGAAACAGUGAAGAGCUCUGCUCCCAUUUUCACCGUGAUUAUGUCCCGGAUGAUCCUCGGGGAGCACACAGGGCUGCUGGUCAACCUCUCGCUCAUCCCCGUCAUGGGAGGCCUGGCACUGUGCACGGCAACGGAGAUAAGCUUCAACGUCUUGGGGUUUUCGGCCGCGCUGUCCACCAACAUCAUGGACUGUUUGCAAAAUGUUUUUUCAAAAAAGCUCCUCAGCGGGGACAAAUACAGGUUCUCGGCCGCGGAGCUCCAGUUCUACACCAGCGCGGCGGCCGUGGCCAUGCUGGUCCCCGCCUGGAUCUUCUUCAUGGACUUGCCGGUGAUCGGGAGAAGUGGGAAGAGCUUCAGUUACAGUCAGGAUGUCGUGUUGCUGCUGAUGAUGGACGGCGUCCUGUUCCACCUGCAGAGUGUCACGGCCUAUGCCCUCAUGGGCAAAAUCUCCCCCGUCACUUUCAGUGUCGCCAGCACCGUGAAGCACGCCUUAUCCAUCUGGCUCAGUAUUAUAGUGUUUGGCAACAGAGUCACCAGCCUGUCAGCCAUCGGCACCGUCCUAGUGACGGCUGGCGUCCUGCUCUACAACAAAGCCAAGCAGCGCCAGCGGGAGGCCAUGCAGAGCCUGGCUGUGGCCGCCAGCCCAACGCCAGAGGACGAAGCGGAGCCACUGACCCCCAAGGACCCCAGACCACACCACUGAGCUCUGGAAGCUGCGGCAGGUGGCCAGGGCCCCCAAGCCGCUGCCCACUGCUGCUGUCCCCCUCACCGAUGCAGACACCCGGCCUCCUUGGGUCAGUGGGGUGCAGGAGGCCAUGGGACGGGCCGCCUUCGCUGCUCCCAUUUCAGGUUUUCAGUGAAAACCAACGGGAGCUUGAACGGGGAUCCCAGAUGUCCGCUUCCUGGGGUGGAGACCGGAGCCAGCUGCUGCUGAGCCACGGCCAGACAAUGUGAAAUCUGCCUCCUGCUGACCCUGUGCUGAGCACUCGCAAGGGGGCGGGACUUCCAGAUGGCCUCUGCACCCCCAUCACCAGCUUGCAGGUCUGGUUGCAGUUAGGCCACGCCCUCGUUCUCUGUGUGUGACUGCUACUGGGGACCCCUGUGAAGUGACAGCUGGAUCCGGGUGCCAGCGCGCGCCGCUCCCCGCUGCUCGGUGCCAGCACAGAGAGCUCAGCUCCCCCUGCUUGCCGUCAAAGGCCCGUGAAGGCACACUCUGCUCCUGGGCCAUCUGGGGAGUCUGUCCUGCUGAGAGAGGGCCAAGGCGCCCACGGCCUGGGCCGGAGGCCACAGCAGCUGAGUGCACAGGGCUAGUAGAGUGGGAAGGGAUCAGACGGGCACAGAAAUGAGGGUCCCUGCUCCUGUGGGCAGGAUGUUGGGCCCUUGCCUUCCUGCCCCAGAGCUGCCAGCAUCCAGCACCACUUAGGGAAAGGUGCCCCGCCCCUUUCAGGGUCUCCACCGCAUUAGGCCCUCCACCUCCCGAGAGUCCCAACCCUCACCUGUGGCUGGCGCUUCAGUCAGGGACCCCCGAUGUGGUGAUGGCUGGUCACAGAGGUAGAGGACAGACAUCUGUAGUGUUUAACUCAGGAUGGGGACAUACUGACCUUCCCUUUUGUUUUCUGGGCCUUUGUGUGUAACAGAGGCAGUUCGGAAGGGUUCCCUGCAGGUGCCCCUGCCGUCACUCACCUGGUCGGGAGCCACGCCAUAUUUUGUCUCAAGCACAAGGGUGUUAAGGUUUUCUCUCAUGAAUGAAUGAGCAGGUGGAGUGCUGGGAAGAUCUUUUGGAGUGUUUAUGGCUUUUGUCACACUGCAUUUAAAAUGACUGCGAAGGUGUUAAAGAAGAAAACCCAGGCACGGGUGGCUUCUGGAAAGCACCCUGUACGGCAAGUAACCCGUACUGAACCCACAGCCUGGCUCAGCCUGGCUCUCCCCUCCCAGAGCGAUGGACCCACCACGCUGGGUAUCUGAGCCCUGUGUCGGGUUGAGGCUCCUGACCUCUUCACCCUAUUCCUCAUCCCACAUCCUGGUGGGGUUUCUGAUCGGGGCACGUCCGCUGCCAGCCAGGCUUUAAUACCUCUCCGUGGCACCAGGUUCAAGCUCUGGGGUGUGUCAUGUGCAGCCCGACACAGGAUGAGGUUGGCCACACGGCUGAGGCCUGCCUGCUGCAGCUGAGUGAACCAGCUGACAGGAGCGCUUCAGGCACUGGUGGUUCCCUCAUCUGAUUUCCCCUCCCUGUCGUUCAGGUCCUUGGUUCCCAUUACCUUUUCACUGGUUUUCCAGUUGACUGGUCACCUGGAAAAUAUAUUAAAAAAGGCCCUCCUGGAGAUCAAAUCUCUUGGAAACAAAGAGCAAUAAUAAGUCUCAUUAAGUUCUGCCUACUUGAAAAAGUUUGCCAUGAUGAUGGGUUAAACUGAGGCCUUUAAAACUGUAAGCUUUUUAUGAAGCUGACUUCCUAUGUCCAGAGCACAGGCAGGGGUGUGCUCGCCCGCACGCUACGCUCACCUCCACUGUGAAGACGUUUCUCCUGAGACUUUCCCCAGGUUUCUAUCCCUUCCUCUCUCCUUCCUCCACAAAAAACACCGAAGAGUACUUGCUGGAGGCAGCUUGGGCAGCGGGAUGUGCUGGGUCUGUGAGGCCCAGUGGGAAAGGACGGCUUCCAGAGGGCCCUGCCUCUGCCCUUGACAGUGUGGCUGCUGUGGCCGGCUGUGGCCAGCUGCUGACAAGAUGUGAGCAGAGAAGGAGACACGUCUGCGGUCAUCCUGUUGCAAGAUUGUCACGUUGGCCUUCUCAAAGACGUCCUCAUCCGAGUAACCAGGUAGGCGGCACCUGCUUCUGAGCCUCGUUAGGGACCCGGGUCCGAGUCUCCUCUGGAACCAGCGCCCUGCACACCACAUGUGCCCCGCCUCCUGUCACAAGUGGUUUUCUGCCGGUUUUGAUUUUCCAUAUUCUUGGACCAGAAACAAAAUGAAGAUUUCGCCAAAUUAUUAGUAAAUGAGGUAAUGUCCAACAAAGCUGCUUUUGAAACAUUUCCUAAGAACCCAGGCUGUGGCCAGCACUGCCCGUGCCUGGGGCUUACAUUCCUUCUUUGUAUGGUCUCCACCCUGAAGCCGUCCAUGUCCUGCAUGUCCGGGACAACCCUGCCAGGAGACAAAACAUGGCCUGUCGUGGCCGUUUGUUUAAUGAAUGUACAGACAUACGUUUUUUAUUAACUUUGUGUAGUAGUGUUUAUAGUAUGUUUAUAAUACAUUGCAAACAUGCUUGUGUCAUUGUCGUCACUUACACGGGUCAUUUCCUAUGUCCAUGGUCAUUGUCUGUGCCUUUGUAAAGAAACACUUCAAACAGGUGUCAGGUCGGGUUGGGUCGAUACCUUACCUACGUUGAUACUUCUAAAUAUACAUGUAUCUGACUUUCAAGGAAACUUCCACUAUGAGUGGCAUAAAAACCUUGGGGUUUUUUUGUUUUUUUUUUUUUUUUCGACAGUCACAGUUGCAUGUCAUCAUUAAAAUAAUCUGCCCUGGAAAGCUGAGAAUAUUCUUGCACAAUCCAAAAAUGUGUCUUUAAUUUGAGAAAAAUAGGCAUGGUGAAUCCAAAGCGGUAAAAUGCUGCACAAAGAGUAUCGAACGAAGUUGUGCUCGUAGCCCAUGCUGGAGAUUCUUUUCCCAAAACCAGUGGGUUUUUGCUUGUGAACGGUCACUUGGACAGACCAGUAGGUUUGACAGACGCAUAUCAUGGCUUUUUACAUCUGUCUGAGUGUCGUGCUUUCCUAAGGCCUGGAGCAUUUUCCGUUUCCCUGGGUUGGAAAAAUUAAUCAAGGACGCUACUGCAGAUAGAAUUCUUUUGCCUUUGACCGUCAUACUAAGGGCUUUAUUCUUUCAUAAAAUCCGUACAUGCUCUGGCUGAGGCGUCUUCAUUUCCUUAGUUUACAACUAAAAAUGUCCCAGCCCCCCUGGUGAAUCUGCCUGUUUCCCUGUGUCCUGGCUCGUGAGCCAAGAGCAGAGGUGACGUUGUGCUGACCACCCUCCGGCUCAGGUGGAAAACCUUUGAUUUUGCUGUCCUUGAAGAGUUUCUUCCAGUUUUCCUGAGGGUUCUGAUUCUGAGUUUGAUGGCCACUGGAUCCAUGCCCAGAUUUCCAAACAGCUGGAAACUGUCCUAACUGGUAGAAUCUUUCGUUGUCUUCUUUGUUUUGUUUUCAUUUGAGUAAAACCUGCAUUCACCUGAUUGGCCAUUUCUAGUCUUUGCAGAUGUGUGAGUGGAGUCUGAACCUGCCCAGGGGGUGUUGUGGGACCCAUGAGGAGGGCCACAGUCACGGUGACUUUCCCACACUGAAAAACUUGAAAAUCCUAUCAGUAAUUGUCUACAUCAGAACCAAGUGAGAUCUGCUUCAUACCAAACAGAACUGUGGACAACUGAAAGCGCAUUGUACAAGAUGUGUAUCGUGUUCUUGUAUUUCACCUAAUUCAGUAUUCGAGUGACUACAUCAGUACUUUCUAGAAAGUGGUUCUAUUAAAUAAUUUAGUGAGUCACUGUUAAAUCUACUGUGGUAAUAAACUGAUGCCUCUUGGCUCUUUUUGUCCAAAUUAAGCCACUUGGUAGCAACUACCUAGGACUCUGGUUCUCUCAAAAUACAAUAAAUGUUAACAGUGCC